This is a messenger RNA of Symbiodinium necroappetens, 591 nucleotides long. The record is from the annotation of a GenBank genome assembly. Lineage: Eukaryota; Dinophyceae; Suessiales; Symbiodiniaceae.
AUGUCUCUUCAGCCUCCCUCCAGGCUUGACGGCCUCGAGAACCGCGUGGAAGAGCUGAGCCGGGCUUUGGAGCGACUGGCGCAGCGCUUCGACGGCCUUCAACCCGGAGACAUCGCCCGACGCCUCGAGGAGCAGGAAGCUCGUAUCCUUGCGACCCGCUGCCACCUCGAAGCUACCGAGCAUCAGCUUUCCCGCGACGUGGCUUCGCACGGAAACCUCAUCCGCAGCGUUCAAACGCAGUUUGCCGAGCUGCAAAGGCAGCUUUGCAAGGCCGCGUCCAUGUCGGCAACGCAGGAGCUCAGCAACCGAGUUGAAGAUUUGGAGGCCAAACACAAACAUUCCGUGGGCCAGGCUGCCCAGGAGGCUGUUCGCAAGGAGUACGAGCGGCUUGUCCUGGAGCUGGCACAAGUGGGUCCUUCGGCCCGGGCUCGGCGUCCAGACACUCCGUCAGACUGGUCCUUGCUGAGUGACGUGGACAGACUGGAGGGCCUCUCUUGCAAAACAGGGCCAUUUCAAGGCAAAACCCCACAUUCCACGCCGAGGGGUCCCGUGUUGCCCGCCCACUUGUACAGAGAGAGUGAAGAAUCGUAG